CGCGCGCGCCGACGGGGCGGGCGCAUGCGCAAGGGGGCGCGCCGCCUCUGCCCCGCGGCGAGGGUGUCUAUGGAGAGGCGGCGGCCGCGGCUGCUGAGGCGGAGGCUGAGGCAGUGGCGAUGGCGCCCUUCCCUGAAGAAGUGGACGUCUUCACCGCCCCACACUGGCGGAUGAAGCAGCUGGUGGGGCUCUACUGCGACAAGCUUUCUAAAACCAAUUUUUCCAACAACAACGAUUUCCGUGCUCUUCUGCAGUCUUUGUAUGCUACUUUCAAGGAGUUCAAAAUGCAUGAGCAGAUUGAAAAUGAAUACAUUAUUGGUUUGCUUCAACAACGCAGCCAGACCAUUUAUAAUGUACAUUCUGACAAUAAACUCUCUGAGAUGCUUAGCCUCUUUGAAAAGGGACUGAAGAAUGUUAAGAAUGAAUAUGAACAGUUAAAUUAUGCAAAACAACUGAAAGAGAGAUUGGAGGCUUUUACAAGAGAUUUUCUUCCUCACAUGAAAGAGGAAGAGGAGGUUUUUCAGCCUAUGUUAAUGGAAUAUUUUACCUAUGAAGAGCUUAAGGAUAUUAAAAAGAAAGUGAUUGCACAACACUGCUCUCAGAAGGACACUGCAGAACUCCUUAGAGGUCUUAGCCUAUGGAAUCAUGCUGAAGAGCGACAGAAAUAUUUUAAAUAUUCUGUGGAUGAAAAGUCAGAUAAAGAAGCUGAAGUGUCAGAACAAUCCACAGGUAUAACCCAUCUUCCUCCUGAGGUAAUGCUGUCAAUUUUCAGCUAUCUUAAUCCUCAAGAGUUAUGUCGAUGCAGUCAAGUAAGCAUGAAAUGGUCUCAGCUGACAAAAGCUGGAUCGCUUUGGAAACAUCUGUACCCUGUUCAUUGGGCCAGAGGUGACUGGUAUAGUGGUCCCGCAACUGAACUUGAUACUGAACCUGAUGAAGAAUGGGUGAAAAAUAGGAAAGAUGAAAGUCGUGCUUUUCAUGAGUGGGAUGAAGAUGCUGACAUAGAUGAAUCUGAAGAGUCUCCGGAGGAAUCGAUUGCUAUCAGCAUUGCACAAAUGGAAAAACGUUUACUCCAUGGCUUAAUUCAUAACGUUCUACCAUAUGUUGGUACUUCUGUAAAAACCUUAGUAUUAGCAUACAGCUCUGCAGUUUCCAGCAAAAUGGUUAGGCAGAUUUUAGAGCUUUGUCCUAACCUGGAGCAUCUGGAUCUUACCCAGACUGACAUUUCAGAUUCUGCAUUUGACAGUUGGUCUUGGCUUGGUUGCUGCCAGAGUCUUCGGCAUCUUGAUCUGUCUGGUUGUGAGAAAAUCACAGAUGUGGCCCUAGAGAAGAUUUCCAGAGCUCUUGGAAUCCUGACAUCUCAUCAAAGUGGCUUUUUGAAAACAUCUACAAGCAAAAUUACUUCAACUACAUGGAAAAAUAAAGACAUUACCAUGCAGUCCACCAAGCAGUAUGCCUGUUUGCACGAUUUAACUAACAAGGGCAUUGGAGAAGAAAUAGAUAAUGAACACCCCUGGACUAAGCCUGUUUCUUCUGAGAAUUUCACUUCUCCUUAUGUGUGGAUGUUAGAUGCUGAAGAUUUGGCUGAUAUUGAAGAUACUGUGGAAUGGAAACAUAGAAAUGUUGAAAGUCUUUGUGUAAUGGAAACAGCAUCCAACUUUAGUUGUUCCACAUCUGGUUGUUAUAGUAAGGACAUUGUUGGACUAAGGACUAGUGUCUGUUGGCAGCAGCAUUGUGCUUCUCCAGCUUUUGCAUAUUGUGGUCACUCAUUUUGUUGUACAGGAACAGCUUUAAGAACUAUGUCAACACUCCCAGAAUCUUCUGCAAUGUGUAGAAAAGCAUCAAGGACUAGAUUGCCUAGGGGAAAAGACUUAAUUUACUUUGGGAGUGAAAAAUCUGAUCAAGAGACUGGACGUGUACUUCUGUUUCUCAGUUUGUCUGGAUGUUAUCAGAUCACAGACCAUGGUCUCAGGGUUUUGACUCUGGGAGGAGGGCUGCCUUAUUUGGAGCACCUUAAUCUCUCUGGUUGUCUUACUAUAACUGGUGCAGGCCUGCAGGAUUUGGUUUCAGCAUGUCCUUCUCUGAAUGAUGAAUACUUUUACUACUGUGACAACAUUAACGGCAGAACAAUUGACAGGAGUCAAGAAGACCAGAGGGAGUAAUGACAUACCAGAAAGUGGAGAAAUGAACAAAUCUGCUAUUUCUCGAGAUUAGAUUUUCCUUAAAAUAUGUAAGAGGAAACUGAAGAUUGCAGCUCUCUUAUUUCUGGAAUCACAUUGUUAUACAGGAGAUGACCUCCCAUGUUCUUGAUAUAUCAACACUAAGUUGGACAUUUCUUGUUUUCUGUUGCCUUCUGUGUAUAAUCAAGGGAUGGCCAAAGGGAAUGUCAUCGUAGUUGGUUAAAGUGAAUGUCACUGUAGUUGCAACAUGCUAAGCCUAUGAAAACAGUGUGAUUGAUGCAGUGAAGCUGUUACUUUUGUGGAUGCUCUGGAUUUGAGACAGGAGUUUUGUUUUGUUAACAUAAAGUUAUUUCAUUGUAGGUUUAGUGCUAUACUUUCUAAGGCUUAUAGGACAUAUUAUCAAGAGUAAUUAAUAAGCAAUUUUUUUUAAUCAGAAAAUUUUAUUUGUAUGUUGCACUUGAAUUUUUCAUACUGAUUUCAGCAUAGGUUAUGCUUCGGAAUAAAUCUCACUAUCAAAUUCAUCAUUUAUUUUUGGGUACAUAGAUGUUACUGGGUAGAGGGAGGGGACUGGGUUUCAGAUUGUUUUUAUGCUUACUUGUUUUAUGUUUAUAUGUUUUUAAACUUUGAAAAAAUUUAGAUGAUGGGAUAAAAUGAAAUACUUAAAAUCUUUUGCACUUUGUCCUUAUGCAUUUUCUCUAAACUCGUUUUGAAUAUGUAGUUUCAGAGGAGCUACUAUAUUCCUAUUGUUGAAUGUAAAAUUUUUUUGGAUAAAUGACUGAUUUUUUAAAAUAAAUGAAUUGUAAUGAAGAUAUCUGACUGAAAGAUUUGAAAGGAAAUUGCAGUGCUUGUAUAAUCCAAUAUUAACUCUCCUUUUAUAGCUUAUUGAAGCAUGAUUUGGGGGAAUGGAAAGCCUUUAAAAUUUACAGAUGACUUGUUAUAUAACUUGUGUCUGAGUUCCACAUAGGUUGUUGUUAAAGCAAUGCUCUCUUAUAGUCUUUUCCUUAAAAGGGUAUGUGGACAACCUAGAAAGUGUUAGAAUGUAGUUGUGUUGUAUCCAGUUUUGCAAGAUGACACUUGUUCCAGUAUCUUUCAAAACAGCUCAGCUUGUAUAGUAGAUAUCUAGUGAAUGCUCAGGGUCCUCCUUGUUACUAUUUUUAUUAUUUCUGAAAGUGGUCAGUGUGUUUUAAUACGUGGUAUUAGAACAAUGGAGAAAUGUAUUUAGGUGACAAAUUACAUUUCCAAUAUUUGAAAGUAACAUUUAACUAAAAAUACAUUUUUUAAAAGAAAACAUGUAUAGUUAACUAUCAGAUUACUAAAUAUAAAAGAAGUAAAUACUGAUAAACAUUAGUCAUUAAGUAAUACAUAAUAAGUAAAGCAGAAUGCACUAGCAGAGAUUUUGGAGAUGAUAAGUUAGUUAUCAUGUAUUCAAGCAGUAACUACCUUGAGCAAGACACUGUACAUAAAGUGUCUUGAUAUAAAAUGCAAAUCUAGAUUCUUCUGAAUGAUUCUUUAUGACUUAAAUUUAAAGAUUUGAAUAUAAAAGUCUUCUUAGCCAUAACAUUAAAAUUUUUUUGUUAACAUUUAAGAAGUGUUAAAUGAAAUAGCAUAGUUGUAGAGCUGUGAAGAAGGUAUGAACAAUGACACAAAAUAAACUUUUUUACUGAUUUGCAUUUCAAUGUGUGUAUAAUUUAUAAAUUAAGAUAGAUUAGCUCAUAGUUUUAGAGGUGACCCAGUCUCAGAUGAUGUGCUCUUUUAUGUUUCUAAUUUAAGUUAAAGAGGAAUUAAAGGUAAGUGAAGGUAAGUGCAGAUAUACAGCAUAAGUAAUAUACUUAGAACCCAGUAAAAACAAGUUAUUCAGUAAUAAAAAUCUGGAGAAAUAAUAGCUAACCUGAUACUUCCUAUCAUCUGAUACUUAAAAAUGCUUCUUAUAAGAUUAUUCCUUACCAUGCAUUUAAAUAUUUUAAUGAUUAUUAUAUUUUUCUAUUUUCUUUAUUAUUCUUUAAUGUAAUUUAGGCUUUAUAUAUCUUAACCAUUUGGGUUCUCUAUCCUACACUGAGAUGGAAGUUUGCUGGUGAUAAGUCAAAUAUUUAAAGGGAACUACCUUGUGAAUUGUCUUUGUCUAUUAAAGCAUAGCUGUCUACCUGGCAAUCCAUCAUAUCUUCGUCAUAUUUCUUUCUAAUGCUCCCUCACCUUUUCUGUUGUCCAUUUAUUCUGUUGUCCAUUUAUUCAUUUUUCUGAACAGUCCUUUUGUGUUACUUUAAGGAUUUUAUUGUUGAUGUUGCUUAUACUUUCCAUGUUUUGGAAGGUGCUAGUCUCCUGUUUCUAUAAUGUGAUACUGAAUUUAAAACAGUGCUUGUCUUCAUUUUUGUUUUGACUCAGGCCUUCAGCAAAUCCUUUAAUGGAUGCUGUCACUUUUAUGAUUAUUGGGAUCAAAUACCAGUAACUACUCUGUUAUUAACCUUAUCAAAGGAUUGUAGUUUUGAGUCAUUUAAUAUUACAGUUACUGAUUAAGUUCCUAUAGGCUUCUUUAAGCAGAUUCUGCUUUCAAAUUUGAAAACCAUAUAUUAAUUCUCUCUCUUUACUCUGUACACUUAGAAUCUCACUGAAACUCAAUUCUAGUGAACUUAGAAUGUAUUCAGAGUUCUUGCUUAUAUUCAUGUAAAAUGUGCCUACUCAGUGAGUGGGCACAUUUUACAUGAAUAUAAGCAAGAACUUUGUUUUGUGAUAAAUAAGGAGAUGCUGACAGUAGGUUUGUGCUUUUUACUUAAUACAGGGUAAGAACUUUUAUUCCUACAUUUUUCUUCCCCCAUUAUCUCUGCAAUCAUCCCUUAGACUUCAAGAGCAAAAUGACCCAGGUAGCUAGGGUAGAAACUGAGCAUGUGGACCCUACAUCUUUUGAGGAGGAUGGUGAAAAACUGUGUCGUGUCAGGUUAGAUCUGAAUCUCUAGGAGAAUAGCUUUUUUGAUCUGUUUGCUCCUUUGAGUCUCCCUUUUACUUUAUCCUUUGAAAAUCAGUUGCAUACUUCACUUCCAUUGCUUGCAGGCAUGGCGUAUGAUUUUUCUCAGGCUACUGUUGAAAUUUAGCAUAAUAUUUCUCCUUUAUCUUUCUGUCCUUUAAAAAAAAAAUAGGACUAUAGUAAGUCCUCAGUGUUGGUGAUACAUUUUUGGAAACUGACUUUAAAGAAAACAACAUACAGGAAGUCCUCAAAUAGUGUCAUUUCAUUAUAAUGAUGCAAACAAAACAGCUAGCUUUGUUAUACGUUAUUUUGCUUAGAGUCGCAGUUUCUAAGAAACUAUCGAUGUUAAAUGAGAACUUAACGUUAUGGACAUUUUGAAAUAUUUGAGGAGUUGCAGUUUGGAAAAAUUGUAUGAGAGUCUUCAUGUCUCUUCUUCUUUAAAAAAAUUUAGAAUGGAAUUUUAAUCUGAUAAAAUGAUAAUCAGAUCCAUUUUGGCAAAACCCAGUGAAUCUGGCAUUUCAUGAUGGACUAUGGGUCAGAGCAGGGGAAUGGCAGUGAGGCAGGGCUUGUGUCUUGAGGUGGGGCACUAGGUGAUUGGUGGACAAAACAGUGAGCAGUGUAAGGGGUGAGGAAAGACAAGCUAAGAAGGGGAAAGAUGGGGAUUGGGUGGUGCACAGUAGGUAAAGCUGGCAUUAUAUUCUAAGGAAAAACUUGGUUAAAGAUUGGCAGUGGGAGAAGAAUUUCAGAUCAUAGGGUUCCUUCUCAGGGCAUUUUUAAUAAGUAUUCAAUACAUACUAAAACAUUUUAUCUUGAUUGUGAUUAAGAUGAUUAACAUUGUAUCUUAUUAUAAGAGAAAAUAAUUUUAACACAAUGCCGCUUUUUGAAUUUUAAAUAUUUGACAUAUUUCACUUUUCAUUUAAAGACUAGAACAGAUUGUUAUUUUGAUUAAAUAAAAAUUGGCUUUAGUAAUUCAACUUUAUAUAUAAAAUAAUUUUAAACUUCCUGUUACGGAAAAAUUUAACGUCGAAUAAUGUAACGAACCCUCAUGUACCAUCAACUUCAGCAGUUCACCUGUGGCCAGUCUCUUUUCAUCUAUACCAUUGCUCAUUCCCAUAUCUGCCCCCCCCCAUUAAGCUAAUCACAGGUGUCAUAUCAACGUAAAAAUUUAAUAUGACCGAAAGCAUAAGCUGUGGUAGUUCCACAUAUGUGCGUAAUGUUUAUUAGUUUCUUUCCUAAGACUGUAUGUCUUAAGAAAUUUGCCCUUUGUAUUUUGUAUGUGCCAUUUGGGGAAUAUAAGGAAAAGUUAAAUUUCUGGAAAUUAAUGUGUUCUGUGUGUUUAGUUGGAAGUAAUUAUUAUGGUGGUAUUAGCCUAGUUGCUUUUUUUUUUUUUUUUUUCAAUUGAGUGCUGUUUUAGAAAACAAAAAUAAAUUUAAAAUGCGUUUUUGAGUUAAUCCUAGAUAUCACACCAGAGUGCUGUGAUUUUUCAGUUACAAUCCAUUUGAUAUAUUCUGUAGUAAAAUUAUAUUUCAUGUACAGUUUUCAUUUUGUAUUGUUCCUUAUAUCACAAUUUGCAAGUAUUUUGGUUGUUCUUGUUGAUAUGUAAAGAACUAGUUAACUAUUCCUUAUUUGUUCAUGGUGCAGACAUACUGAAAGACUUCAAUAUAGUUGAAACAAUCUUUCCCACAUGUGCCUGCUUUUAUGAAAAUAUUCAUUCAGAGUACUUGACAUUUGAAUAUGUGCUAUGAAACUUCUUCUUUGAUACUUUCUAAUUCUCAGCUAUGUUUCCUAAUGGAUCUUGUAUCUAGUGCCUAGGUAGCAUAGUGUGACUGGGAUAAAAUGUCAGUUAUUCCACAAAUGUUUUAUUAUUCUUUGUAAGUGAAUGAUAAUUUUUACUAUGUCUUAGAUAAAGUUUAAUUGAUCACUCAUUAUAUAUUUAACUUUGGAUAUACAUUUAACCCUGCCAUAUAUAGAUAUUUUUGGCUGUAAAUACUAAAUAAAAAUAUGGCAAAUAUAUUAAGUCUUUGUCCAUAUAGUUUAUUUUGCUUUAAAAUUUGAAUGUAAUGUUUAUUGUAAUUGCUCAAUAGUGAAUUCUUUAGCUGAUCAAUUAGUUAGGGCUGUUUUUUUGCCUUUAUUACAUUUCUAGGGAGGAUGUUCAGAUUAUAAGAAUCUUUUUAUAAGUUAGCUUUGCAGUCUUCUGUGGAUUGUCUCCUUUCCAUUUUGGAUUUUUAUAUUGUAAAGUUGUUGCUAAAAAUUAUUUUUUUCCCUUCCACUUACCUUUUGGACCAUGAAGGAUAUAUUAAUUAAAGUCAAGCUGCUGUUGA
Messenger RNA from Macaca mulatta (Rhesus monkey), 7454 nucleotides. The record is from RefSeq and is a predicted model, not a curated record. Lineage: Eukaryota; Metazoa; Chordata; Mammalia; Primates; Cercopithecidae.